Messenger RNA from Vicia faba (fava bean), 324 nucleotides. NCBI's taxonomy places the organism in Eukaryota, Viridiplantae, Streptophyta, Magnoliopsida, Fabales, Fabaceae. The record is from the annotation of a GenBank genome assembly.
AUGGAGAAUCAAGAGUUUCGAAACUACCAACCUACGAAACCGAGAAUCAUUUCGAUGAAGAGGAUGAUGAACUUUGAAGAUGCAAAUUUGAAGAAUGAAGAGGGCGUGAAGAUCUGUGGUAUGAAGGUGAUGAAGAAACAUGAGAGUGAAUGCAGGGAGAGGAAGAAGAGGGAAUUUCAGAGAAUUUUUCUGCAUAUCUUUCAGUAUGUAGGUAUACAAGCACUGCAUAUUGGUGAGCCGCUUGCAGGUUGGUCGGUGCGUAGCUUGAAUGGUGAAACGGUUAUGGACAUGAGACUUGCCAUGGUCACGUUGAUGUUAGCAUGA